Molecule: messenger RNA, 1360 nt
Organism: Lethenteron reissneri (Far Eastern brook lamprey)
Lineage: Eukaryota; Metazoa; Chordata; Hyperoartia; Petromyzontiformes; Petromyzontidae
Cellular component (GO): membrane
Source: RefSeq, a predicted model, not a curated record
CGAGAUGGUCGCUCUCGUCGCUCGUGCGUGUUUGGUGCUGGGGCUCUGGGUGAACGGGGCACGGGGUGCAGCCUGUCCGGGAGAUGCGAGUUGUCAUUGCUACAAAUUUGGUUCCAUGGUGAGCGUGUGUACCAAGAGGUCCGUCAUGAGUGUGGUUGGCCGCUCCGUGGUCCUGCCCUGCACCUUCUCGCUUCAUUCUCCCUCGAAUGAAGUCAGCGUGGAGUGGAGACUCAGGGAGAUCAAAAAGGGAAUGGUAAUAUUCAACAGUUCGAAUAACAAUUACACUGCCGACAAUUUUAGGGAUCGACUCAGACUGUUGGGAGACCCUGGCAAAGGUGAUGCAAGCAUCAUCAUCGUCAACCUGAAACGUGCAGACAUAAACACCUACUUUUGCCGAAUCAAAGAGUGGGAAAUGAGUGAACAAAGAAUCAAAGAAUAUAAUUAUUAUGGUCAUCAUGGAACCCACCUGAUAGUCCAAGGUGCAGUCUCUGAAGGAGACGGGAGUUUUCAGUGCUUCAAUUUCAGCUACAGGGCGAGCAUGUGUACCGAGAGGUUCGUCAUGGGCGUGGCGGGCGGCUCUGCCCUCUUACCCUGCACCUUCUCGCUUAAUUCUCUCUCAAACCAAGUCCACGUGGAGUGGAGACUCCAGGAGGUCAACAAGGGACUGCUCAUAUUCAACAGUUCAAACAACUACAUCGAAGUGAAAUUCCAGGAUCGACUAAGACUGGUGGGAGACCCAACCAAGGGGGAAGCGAGCAUCAACAUCACCAACCUGAACUGUAGUGACACAUAUGCCUACUUCUGUCACAUCAAAGAGUUGAAAAUGAAUCAACAGGGAAACAGCGAGUACAAUUACGCUGACCAACUUGGAACCCUCCUGGUCGUCAAUGAUUCCAGCCAUACCACCAUCCUCACCAGCGCAAUUCCACCCACUGCCAAUGUCCCUACUGGUUGGAAGGGGUGCAAGAGAAGUGUAAUCGCAAUAUUAGUCUGCUCCAUCUCCCUAUUGUCAGUAUCUCUGUCUUACAUCUGCUGGAUCGUGUUGAGAACACAGCACAACACGGUAUGUAUGUGUGUACGUUGAAGUUGUAAUUUCUCACUGUAAGUGGCCAACCGUGAUAAUUGAAGAUGCGGGGAAGGAAAACAAACUACACACAACAAGAAGCAGUUCUAAAUAAAUUCGUUUUCUAUGUAGUAUAGUUGUGUCGUGUAUGGUAGUGUAGUGUAUAUUGGUGUCGUGUAUACAAUGAGGGAAAAAAGUAUCUGAUCCCCUGCUGAUUUUGUACGUUUGCCCACUGACAAAGAAAUGAUCAGUCUAUAAUUUUAAUGGUAGGUUUAUUUGAACAGUGAGAGACAGAAU